UCUCUGUCUCUGUCUCCAGAGAUUGACUGGGAAGGCUUCCAAGGAGUCCGAGUGAUUGCAGUGCCCGGCAGCCAGGCGUAUGCGAGGAACCAUGGGGUGUACCUUGUUGAUGAGCAGGGCCUGGUACGUGACAUCAUCUACAAAGGCACAGAAGCUCAGAUCCAGCAGUGCGCAGGGCCUGACUGCACUGUCCCACUGGUCUGUGGGGUGGUUUUCUUCUCCUCGAGCGCCGCCGAGCAGCUUCUGGCCACCCACGUCAUCCCUCCCUUGGAUGCCUGCACCUACAUGGGGCUGGACUCGGGGGCACCACCCAUCCAGCUCUCCCUUUUCUUUGACAUUGUGCUGAGCAUGGCGGGGGGGAUGACGGAGGAGGAUUUUGUGAAGGGCGGUGGUGAUGCCAGCGUGAGGAGUGCCCGCUCCGUGCUCUGGACAGCUCUCCGUGCCUUCCCUCUGAGCAUGGCCUGCAUUCCCGAUGCAUCCUAUGACUACUUGACCACGGCUGCAAGUGACCACAUCCGUAGCCUGACCCUCUUGCCCAGCUCCACCAGCCACCUUCACUUCUGCAAAACAGCCCAUUCCCACGUGGACCAACCCUUGCUCCUGGAGGACGGCUCCUCGGUCACCAACUGCCUGCUGGAAGGAGCCGUUCGGCUGGCGGCCGGCAGCGUCAUCCAGCACUGUCACCUCCAGGGCCCUCUGGAGAUCGGUCCUGGCUGCCUCCUCACGGGCCUCACCGUAGGCUCCUCAUCGGCGCUGCAGGGCUGUCCCCUGCGUGAUGUGGUCCUGCAGGGCCACCAUGUCCGUCUGCGUGACCUGCCCUGCCGCGUCUUCACGCUCACCGGCCGCCUCGACGACUGGCAGAGUCCUGCUGAAGAGGCCACCUACUUGAACAUCCCCUGGGCAGAGUUUUUUCAUCGGACGGGCAUACGCAAAGGGGACCUCUGGGAUGCUGAGACACCGCAGAAAGACCGCUGCCUGCUAAGCGCCCGGCUCUUCCCAGUGCUGCACGCUUCCGAGGCGCUGGGGCUGGAGGAUGUGCUGUGGCUGCUGGCCCCAGCAGCAUCGGGCGACCGGUUGGCACGUUGGCGAGCAGCCUGGCGCAUGUCCUGGCAGGAGCUGCUGCCCUGCCUGGACAAGGCAGCCGAGCUGGGUGCUCGCCGGGACCUCUUCUUCCUGCAAGGCUGGCGCAAGGUGCGGCGCGUGCUGCUGGGACGCCAGGACGGCAGCCUCCUGCCACUCAUCCGCAGCGCUGUCUAUGAGGGUUACCAUGAGACCUUGCUGGGCACUCUGGAUGAGGUUGCCUCUACAGCUGAUGACGCAGGCAUUGCAGCCCGGGCACUCGCAUGCAUUGCUGACGUCCUGGGCUGCAUGGCACAUGGGGAAGGGGGCUUGCGGAGUGGACCUGCUGCCAACAGGGAAUGGGCUUUGGCUUUUGGGCGCCUGGAGAGAGGGGACAUUGCUGGCGGGGUGCGGGAGCUGGCAACCGAGCGACGGAAGUGGAUGAGCAGUCCAGCCCUGCUGGUGAGAGCAGCUCGGCACUACGAAGGGGCCGAGCAGAUCCUCAUCCGGCAGGCGGUGAUGUCCUCGUGCCAGUUUGUCACUGUGUGCCCGGCAGAGCUGCCCCCCCUGGGGCACUGGGUGCAGGUGGCAUGUCCAGCCCGCCUGGACCUCUCUGGGGGCUGGAGCGACACUCCUCCCAUCACAUAUGAGCACGGCGGGGCCGUGGUGGACGCGGCCGUGCUGGUGGAUGGGUGCCGACCCAUUGGUGCCCGGGUGCGGCGCAUCGGUGAGCCGGAGCUGCGCCUGGCCAGCCUCGGUGGGACGCCGUGGGGUGAGGCGGCAGUGGAGCUGGUGUGCCACAAGCUGGGGCAGUUGGAGAAUUACUGCCAGCCACAUGCCCCAGGAGCCUUGCUCAAAGCUGCCUUCAUAUGCACGCAGAUCGUGCAGUUCCCUUCGCAGAAGCCCUUGAGGGAUCAGCUGAUGGAGAACUUUGGGGGUGGCUUUGAGGUGCACACCUGGUCCAGGCUGCCCCACGGGUCUGGCCUCGGCACCAGCAGCAUCCUAGCGGGAGCAGUGAUGGCAGCGCUGUACCGGGCGGCUGGGAAGGUUGCUGGCACCGAGUCCCUCAUCCACGCCGUGCUGCAUCUGGAGCAGAGGCUCACUACAGGUGGUGGUUGGCAGGACCAGGUGGGUGGGCUGGUGCCUGGCAUCAAGAUCGGGAGGUCGGAGGCCCGGCUGCCACUCAGGGUGGAGGUGGAGGAGAUCCUGGUGCCUGAAGGCUUUGCCCGGAUCCUCAGCGAUCACUUGCUGCUGGUGUACACGGGGAAGACUCGCCUGGCUCGCAACCUGCUCCAGGACGUGGUGAGGAACUGGUAUGCCAGGCUGCCUUCCAUUGUACAAAAUGCUGACGCUCUGGUCAAUAAUGCUGAGGAGUGUGCCCGGGCCUUGAGGCAAGGAAACCUGCCACUCAUUGGCAAGUGUCUGGACGUCUACUGGCAGCAGAAGAAAUGCAUGGCCCCUGGGUGUGAGCCUCUGGCCGUUGGACGCAUGAUGGAAGCUCUGCAGCCUUAUGUCUAUGGGCAGUGCUUGGCUGGGGCUGGUGGUGGUGGCUUCCUUUACGUCUUAACCAAAUUCCCUCAGCAAAAAGAGACUUUGCACCAAAUUCUAGCAAAAACGGAGGUGAGAUCUGUGCCUCCAGCUGUUACAUUGGUCAAAAGCUGCUUGCAAAGCCCAGCAUUGCAGGUGGUUUGCAGAAGCCUGCUUCAUGCAGUGCAAGCACUAGAAGCAUCCCUCCCCCCAGCCACAAGUAGGACAAGCUUGUUUAGAGAGAGAGAGAGAGAGAGAGAGAGAGAGAGAGGCUGGGAGAUGUAG
Messenger RNA from Meleagris gallopavo (turkey), 2871 nucleotides. The record is from RefSeq and is a predicted model, not a curated record. NCBI's taxonomy places the organism in Eukaryota, Metazoa, Chordata, Aves, Galliformes, Phasianidae.